Plasmodium coatneyi is the source of this 1074-nucleotide messenger RNA. RefSeq lists its product as uncharacterized. The transcript has 3 exons. The record is from RefSeq and is a predicted model, not a curated record. Gene Ontology annotation, molecular function: acylphosphatase activity. Bases 91 to 1074 code for a protein of 327 amino acids. Lineage: Eukaryota; Apicomplexa; Aconoidasida; Haemosporida; Plasmodiidae.
UUAUGCGAUAAGUUUAUGUAACAUAGGAAGGAAACGCCUUUUGUAGCACUUCCCGCGUGGCAUUAUUUUAUCCCCCUUUACAUUUCUCCCAUGCGGCUGAUGACCGUCGUCCACUCAUUCUUCUUAUUCCCGCCGACGAAAAGUUCACUCCGCGGAAGUCAUCUUUUGAGAAAUUUCUGCAGCUCCAGUAAAAUGAUACACACCUUCGAUUUUGAAGUUUUUGGAAAAGUCCAAGGAGUUUUCUUCCGGAAGUACACAAAGCUGGAAGCAGACAAGCUAAACAUAAAGGGUCAUGUGAUGAACACAGACAGGAACACAGUGGUAGGAAAAGCAGAAAGUGAUAACAAAGAAUCGUUGGAGAAAUUUAAGAAUUUCCUCAAAAAUAUCGGUAGCCCAUCGUCUAGAAUAGACGACUGUUUAAUAACGAAUGAGAAGACGCUCGAGGGAGGGGUGCCUAACAUAGGUAACAGCAUUCAGGCACAGGUGUUACCACAUCAUCCAAACCCAAUGAAGAGGCGCAAAACGGCCUCGAAGGUGCAAGACCUGGAGAGGUCACUGCGGAGGAGGGGCGGAAAGGUGAAGACCAUUUACGAAAAAAAUAGCGACGAGGAAAUAAAAGCCCUCAUAGAAGAAAAAAUUAGCUACAUUUGGAAUUACAUAAUGCAUAUUGAUGACAUAGUGAGUGAAGAAGAAUUUGCCAAAGUAGACAUGAAACAAAAAAUGGAAAAAAAACAAACCUUACGGAAAACAGAUCAUACGGAAGAAAUUAUUUACUACAAUAAAAAUAUGAACAAUUUUAUUAACGUUCAGAAAGUACGAAAGGCACUUCAUCAUUUUAAAAUCCAAGUUAGUGUGGACGACAUUUUUUACAUGUUCCUUUAUUUUACCAAUAACAAUUAUUUUCAGAAAAAUAUAAAAAAUGAUAUUUAUUUUUGUGAUCAUAUUGACAAGAGGAAGGAAAAGAUUAAAUUUCAUUCCAUAAAUGUCGAUAAUUUAUACAUAAGUUAUGAUAUGUUUCGUCAAAUUUUUCUGAACAUCGAUUUGAAUAUUGAAAGUAACGGGCAAAUUUGGUGA